Molecule: messenger RNA, 1517 nt
Organism: Engraulis encrasicolus (European anchovy)
Lineage: Eukaryota; Metazoa; Chordata; Actinopteri; Clupeiformes; Engraulidae
Product: mitochondrial 2-oxoglutarate/malate carrier protein-like
Exons: 8
Coding region: 292-1218 (308 amino acids)
Biological process (GO): transmembrane transport
Molecular function (GO): transmembrane transporter activity
Source: RefSeq, a predicted model, not a curated record
UAAUAUCAGGUAACCAGGAAGGCUAUUCGAUGAUAAAAGUGGAGGUUGAGCUCUUUUGAUACCGUCGACUAUGGUGUGUUCUAUUUCCCAAUGCUUGCAGGCUACCAAGGUGUACUGUGCAGAAUACAUGGCAUGAUGCAUAAACGGCGUAAACAUAUGCGCUUUGAGGAGGUGUGUCUAAAGACUGAUAACACAGGUCUACGACAGCCUCAGGAAAAUAGAGGAUGAGAGGGGGACAAACGAACCGUGGGGUACUUUGUCUGAGAAACUGAGAAAUUCUAGUUCUCAGCCAUGGCAUCUGCAACUGACGCGUCGAAGCCCAAGACUUCUCCAAAAUCCGUCAAGUUUCUUUUCGGUGGCCUGGCCGGCAUGGGGGCGACAGUGUUCGUGCAGCCUCUGGACCUGGUGAAGAACCGCAUGCAGCUGAGUGGCCAGGGCUCCAAGGCGCGCGAGUACAAGACCAGCGGCCACGCUCUCAUCAGCAUCCUGAAGAAUGAGGGGGUGUCCGGCAUUUACACUGGUCUGUCUGCAGGGCUACUGCGCCAGGCUACCUACACCACCACACGUCUAGGUAUCUACACGGUGCUCUUUGAGAGCACCACGUCAGCCGACGGCACCCCGCCCUCCUUCCUGCUCAAGGCUCUCAUCGGCAUGACGGCCGGAGCUGCGGGCGCAUUCGUGGGCACACCGGCAGAGGUGGCACUCAUACGCAUGACGGCGGACGGACGGUUACCACCGGAGCAGAGACGCGGUUACAGUAAUGUAUUUAACGCCUUAGUGAGGAUCUCAAGGGAAGAAGGAAUCACCACACUAUGGAGGGGCUGUAUUCCCACCAUGGCAAGGGCAGUGGUUGUCAACGCAGCUCAGCUCGCCUCUUACUCACAGUCUAAACAAGCUCUUCUGGACUCAGGGUACUUCCGUGAUGACAUCCUGUGCCAUUUCACUGCCAGUAUGAUCAGCGGUUUGGUCACCACGGCUGCCUCCAUGCCGGUGGACAUAGUCAAGACAAGGAUCCAGAGCAUGAGGACCAUCGAUGGGAAGCCGGAGUAUAAGAAUGGCCUGGAGGUGUUGGUGAAGGUGGUCCGCAAUGAAGGCUUCUUCAGUCUAUGGAAGGGCUUCACCCCCUACUACGCUCGUCUGGGCCCCCACACCGUCCUCACCUUCGUCUUCCUGGAGCAGAUGAACAAACUCUACAAGCGCUACGUGCUGGAUUCCUGAAGCAUAUUCCGGAACCGGAACCAUCAUCAAAAUUAGAAUUAGAAUCAGAAUGAGUUCACACUUUGAGAGUCGAUUUAACAUUGAGUGUAUUUGGUCCCAGAGCACUCUCUACUGAACGUGUUGAAUUGGCUAUGCACUUUUUACUGUGUUGUGACCAAGGACAGGGAUUUUGUGUCCAGUAUACUGUGCGUCUCGAUUUCCUGAAGCACACACAGAACCAGAAUAAGAAUGAGAAUCGCCUCUAUUGGCCAAAUACAGGGAAUUUAUAUAGUAAGUCCAGUACGGUUUCCUGAAGCACC